Messenger RNA from Anopheles cruzii, 465 nucleotides. RefSeq lists its product as uncharacterized. The annotation marks the transcript as partial. The record is from RefSeq and is a predicted model, not a curated record. The transcript has 2 exons. Lineage: Eukaryota; Metazoa; Arthropoda; Insecta; Diptera; Culicidae.
GAGAUCUGCGAGUUCCGGAAGCUGCUACACCACCUGAACACGCGGAUUUCGCUUCCGGUCGCCAGCCUCACGGUGCUGAAUCUCAGCUACGCCGUGUCGAGCGUUGUCCAUCUGUUUCGCGAUAUGACGGCGUGCCCGAUUAACAUAUUCACCGCCAGCCUCACCAACAUCGUGCUCUGGCUGCUCAUCGCACUGUUGCCGUUCUUUCAGGCCGCCAGCUUAACUGUCACCUGCCGCCAAACGCAAUCCUGUGGCCAUCUGAUAAGCAUCCGCCCGUUCGUGCACCGCAACACGUCGUCCGAGGAUCUGAACACGGUCCUGCUGUACGCUUCGUCGCUGAAGAUGGCGGCCAAAUUGUUCCGGAUGCCCGUCCGCGCCCACUACCUGUGCUUCGUCGUGCUCGUCUGCAUCCUCACCGUCCUGACGUUCGGAAUGUGUCUCAACAUUUCGUCCGGUUGGCGCUAA